This is a messenger RNA of Lodderomyces jiufengensis, 2262 nucleotides long. RefSeq names its product mitogen-activated protein kinase kinase (gene PBS2). The transcript has a single exon. Gene Ontology annotation, biological process: protein phosphorylation; MAPK cascade; cellular hyperosmotic response. The coding region runs from base 1 to 2262 and encodes 753 amino acids. Lineage: Eukaryota; Fungi; Ascomycota; Pichiomycetes; Serinales; Debaryomycetaceae. The record is from RefSeq and is a predicted model, not a curated record. Gene Ontology annotation, molecular function: ATP binding; MAP kinase kinase activity.
AUGAGUGAUAUAGAUAACAUUAAAGAAAAAAAUGAUAUUGAAUCACAAUUUGAUCAUUUUUCAUUAGAUGAUACAAAGAGCGAUUUGUCAUCAUCAUCAUCUUCAAAACCAUCAAGAAAUAAUUCAACUUCAUCGACAAAUUCAGAUAAAUCAUUGAAUUUAAAUAAUCAACCACCAAUUGCAUCUCCCCCUAUAUCAUCAGCAACUACCCCAGGUUCAACAACAACUUCAGUACAUACCCCAAUAAAUGGUGAUAUUCAAGCAAGAUUAAUGGCAUUUCAACAAAGACGUUCAAAACCUGCAUCUGAACCAUUAAAUGUAUAUAAACCAAAUUUACCAUCAACUCCAAAAGCAAAUCCAUUAAAACCUGGACAGUUCAAUAGUGAUUCUAUACUUGAAACAAUUCAUAGUAAUAAUUCAUCACUUGAUUCAGGAGAUAACCAAACGAAUGAUGAAAACUUAAAUACACCAGCAUCAUCAUCAUCAACAACAAUAAUAAACAAUAAUGCAAAUUCUCAUCCAUCAAUAACUCCACCACAAUUAAAUAUGCCAAAUAGAUACCCGUUAUCAAAUAGAUUUGCUUCUAUUAAUGGAGCAGGUCCACAACUAUCUCAACAAGGAGGUCAACAACAAGCACCAGCUAAAAAAUUACCAUUAUCUCAAAGAAGAGGCAUGAAACUAAAUACAAAUGCAUCACCAAUGAAUCGAUCAUCAUCUCAACCUUCUAAUACCCCAUCAUUAUCAUCAACAACAAUUGCAUCACCACCACCAUCAAGUCUAAAUUUAAAAUUAAAUACUUUAAAUCCACCAAUAAAUUUUGAAUCAUCAGCAGUGGGAUCACCGGGUGAAGAACCAACUCAUUCAUCAACUUCAUCAAGACAACAAUUAUUUGCAAAUCAUCAAACAAAUCCAAAACUAGGUACCCCUAAUGAAUUAUCAAGAAGAUUAUCAGAGAGAAAGAAAAAACCAAAUUUAAAAUUAAAUUUUGAUUCUUCAAAUAGUAAUUUACCUUCAAGAAAUAAUAGUUUAAGUAAAAGUUCAACACCUGGUUCAAUAAAUUCUGACCAAAAUAAUGAUAACACUCCAGGAAAUAGUCAAUCAGAACCUCAAUUGCAAGGAUUAUUUGCAAAUUACUCAAAAUAUAUAGAUAUAAAAUCAGGACAAUUAAAUUUUGCUGGAAAGGCAAGUUUACACUCAAAGGGGAUAGAUUUCUCAACUGGAUCAUCAUUUAGAGUAUCAUUAGAAGAAUUUGAAUAUUUAGAUGAAUUAGGUAGUGGUAAUUAUGGAUCAGUGUCAAAAGUUUUACAUAAACCUACUGGUGUUUUAAUGGCAAUGAAAGAAGUUAGAUUAGAAUUAGAUGAAACUAAAUUCACUCAAAUUUUAAUGGAGUUGGAUAUUUUACAUAAAUGUGAUUCACCUUAUAUUGUUGAUUUUUAUGGCGCCUUUUUUGUUGAAGGUGCUGUUUAUAUGUGUAUUGAAUAUAUGGAUGGUGGUUCAUUAGACAAGAUAUUUGGUAAUAAUAUUGGAGUUAAAGAUGAAAUUGCAUUAGCUUAUAUGACUGAAUCAGUUGUUAGAGGUUUAAAGGAAUUAAAAGAUAAUCAUAAUAUUAUACAUCGUGAUGUUAAACCAACAAAUAUUUUAGUGAAUUCAGCUGGGAAAGUAAAACUUUGUGAUUUUGGAGUUUCUGGUAACUUAGUUGCUUCAUUAGCUAAAACAAAUAUUGGUUGUCAAUCAUAUAUGGCGCCAGAAAGAAUCAAAAGUCUAAAACCAGAUGACGCUACAUAUUCAGUACAAUCAGAUAUUUGGUCAUUAGGAUUAACUAUAUUAGAAUUAGCAGUGGGACAUUAUCCUUAUCCAGCAGAAACUUAUGAUAAUAUAUUUUCACAAUUGAGUGCAAUAGUAGAUGGAGAGCCACCAAAAUUAGAUCCUUCAAUUUACUCAAAAGAUGCUCAAUAUUUUGUGAAAUCAUGUCUCAACAAGAACCCAGAUUUAAGACCUUCCUACUCAGCUUUAUUACAACAUCCUUGGUUAGUUAAUUCAAGAGGUAAAGAACAACACCUAGACAAAAUGGUUCAAGAAAGAAUAGCAGAAUUGAAAAAUGAAAAAUCUGGUGGUGCUUCAAACAAGGCAGCAGUUUCAAUUCCUCAAAAAGCCAACAAGGAUGAAAGUGUUCAAUCAUUAUUAAGAAAUAAAGUCAAAGCCCCUGCUUUACAUAGAGGUGGGUUACAACAAGUCAACAAGAAUUUCCUCAAUAGUCGUUAA